Chilo suppressalis (striped riceborer) is the source of this 11542-nucleotide messenger RNA. The record is from the annotation of a GenBank genome assembly. Lineage: Eukaryota; Metazoa; Arthropoda; Insecta; Lepidoptera; Crambidae.
UGACAUUCCAUCCAGCUGUAUUAUAACCAUGUCACUAACUAGGAGGUUUUUACGUAUUUAUACUCAAAUAAAACCAAUAAUACACGUUAACUACAGAUGUUCUAGUAGAAUAGUCGCCAGCCCUGAUAGUGAAAGUCGUCAGAACAGUAAUUUAUUUGGUUAUUUUGGUGCACUGACUGUUGCUGCAGGUUUCAUAGGUUAUGUUAGUUUGAGGAAGAAAUUGUCGGCCGCGACUGUAGUGAACAAUAAUUUAAAAGGUCGAAGAGAAAAGUAUAACUUUAUAGCGGAUGUCGUGGCGGUUUCCGCACCCUCUGUGGUGUAUAUAGAGAUAAAAGAUGGGAGAAGAUUUGACUUGUUUAGUGGUCAAAGUAUUACACUAUCAAAUGGUUCUGGUUUCAUAGUGAAGGAGGAUGGGUUGAUUCUUACAAAUGCCCACGUUGUGGUCAAUAAGCCUAAUGCUACGGUCAGUGUGCGGUUAAUGGAUGGAUCUACUCAUAUGGGCUUUGUUGAAGAUGUUGAUCUAAAAUCUGACUUGGCCACCCUGCGUAUCCCUGUCAAAGGCCUGCCGACCAUGAAACUGGGCUCCUCCUCGGACUUAAAGCCUGGCGAGUGGGUAGUUGCAAUGGGUAGUCCUCUAGCACUGAGCAACACCGUAACUGCUGGGGUUGUGAGUUCCACCCAGAGAGCUAGUGAAGAACUUGGAUUAAGAGGUAAAGACAUGGUGUACAUACAGACAGACGCUCCCAUCACGUUUGGCAAUAGCGGUGGACCACUAGUCAACUUGGAUGGUGAAGCAAUCGGCAUAAACAGCAUGAAAGUCACCUCGGGCAUAUCCUUUGCAAUACCCAUUGAUUACGUCAAGGAAUUCUUGGAGAAGAGAAAAACUAAGUCACCUCAAGUAUCAAGAAGGUACCUCGGCAUAACCAUGUUGUCUCUUUCACCCAAUAUUCUGAUGGAGCUGCGAAUGAGGAACCCAGAGAUGCCGAAUGACAUAGAUCACGGUAUUCUUGUAUGGAAGGUCAUCAUUGGAUCACCCGCUUACAACGGUGGUCUUCAACCCGGCGACAUAGUGACCAGUAUUAACGGAUCUCCGGUUCACAGUGCGACUGAUAUCUACACUCUACUCGAGAAGAGCACUGGCAAUCUGAAAGUAGACGUAGUUAGAGGGAGACAGAGGAUCACCCUUACCGUAGUACCGGACUUGCACGGCUAAAGGCAUAGAAUAAUAGGCUAUUGACAUGACAGUAUGAAAAAUUUGGACAAUGUUGAAUGUUCUAUUCUUUUAAACUUUCAUGGUCACUAACAUUAUAGCUAUUAACCCCAUAAAAUUUAAAGAAUAAUAUUGUUAUUUAAAGAAAAUGCUUUAAUCAUAGGACACGUUGUAAUACCAGGGGGCCAAUCGCCUAACGGAAAUGCUUUGGAAAACGCUAACGCUUACGAUUUUAUUUUGUUAUUUCUAGCCGCCUGAGGUAUUCAAAUGCCUCGCGCUCUUUCUUUUUUCUUUUGCAUUGGUAAUAACAAUAUUAAAAAAAAUGAGCGUGAGGUAUUCGAAAACCUCAGGCGGCUAGAAAUAACAAUUUCAAAUCGUAAGCGUUAGCGUUUCCCAAAGCAUUUCCGUUAGGCGAUUGGCCCCCAGCUGAUAUAUUGCCAAGAAGACGAUAGAUAUAACUUCAAAAUUAGCAUCAAUGUCAUUGUUUUUCUGCAACAUGACAUAAAUUUUCUCUAUUUGGCUUAAGAAUCAUUCCUAAUUCCCCAAAGAUGUCUAAAGGUACCUGAGUCAUUAACGCGAUUGUUGUGUUAUUUCGUAUGUGCAAAAAUUAAAAAAAAGUGUCGUUCCGCGAUCUGAUACUGUGAGUAUUGUGUGUCGGGAACGGGUGCGAGUAAAUAGUGAGAAUGUGACCAGUGGUAGGGGUAUUGAGCGCAGUAAAAGACGACGUCAGAGGGUAGACCGAUAUGUCUGCCAAUAACAUCUACCCGCAAUAGGAUAUUUGACAGUAUUAAAAAUAAAGUGCCUAUUGUUAGCAUCUGUGUUUAGAAUGAAUAUUGGCAGGGGUUUUUACUAUUUUUACAAAGAUAAUAUUCAUAAUUUUACUAAAAACCCACGAAAAAGAUGAUAGUUUUGUUAUCUAUUGUCACGUGAUCCAAAACGCUUGGGAUUGGCGGAGCCUAAAAUGACGUCACACGCAAGUAAACUUCCGGUUAAAGUGACAUUACAUCGUACCGUUUGACGUUUUAAUAACAGUCGUGUGACGUCACACACUAGUAAGACGCCAUAUUGUCCAGAGAAACGUUGUCGCGGCAACUUGAAAAUGGAGUUUUUGAUUUGGUUAUUUUUACUGAAAUACGCAACAGAAUGAUGAAUAUCCACUUUUUACGGACUCUUUAAACAUUAGUCAAUAACGUGAGAUCGUUUUCUAAAACUUGUCAAAUACCCUAUUACUUCAGUUACUCUGUGAUCAUGGCGCUUGAAACAGUGCCGAAAUAUCGGUGACUCAUAAAAACAAGGUGCAUGGUAACAAUCCCGUUAAUAGCUAUAAUGUCGAAUGUUUGUGACAUGUACACAAACCAAAAAAUAUUAUCUGAAGUAAAUAAAUGUACAGACCACAAAGGAUCGUCUCAGUAAGUACAGAUUCAUUUUGCCAUCACUAAAUACAUCGUUAUUCAUAGCAUCUUAUGUUCACCUCAUUUCAUGUAUAGAUACUGCUAAAUCUUGAAUAUUAGAGUUCUCAAGAAGAACAAGCUUGCCGUUCCAUGUUUCAGACUCCAAAAAUCAAGAGGUUCAUUUCUGGGUUGUAGUAUUGCAUUGUUUAAUAAAGUUCCCCUAGAUCUGAUUGAGCUUUCACCCACUAAAUUUAAAUGUCAGAUCAAAAAUACUCUUAUGAAUAAGGGCUAUUAUACAGUUGAUGAUUAUCUAAAUGAUCGUAAUGCAUGGACAUAGUGUUUCUUAUAAUUUGUUAUUAAAUGGGUAUUGGUCUUUUUUCAUAACAGUAAUAUUGUUUCUUAGGUUUUCACGCACAUCACUCAUUAAAUAAAACUAGUUUUUACGGGUUAAUGCACGAAACUUUAUUUAUUUAUUGACGUUUCGCAGCCUUUUCAGGUCUGCAUCGUCAGAAUAAUCAGUCAGUAAUAUUGUACCUAUCUAAUGCCGCUUCCUAUAUACUAAAUAUAAUGUUUACUAUAAAAUCAAUUGUAACUAUAUAUUUAUAUUCUAAAUGAUGUAAUGGAAAGUGACAUCAGACGUAUUUCUGAAGUCAUUUUUCAACUUGACGACACUGUAUAUAUAACACACAUACAGGGAGAAAAAAACAGCCCUUGCUGAGUUUCUUGCCGGUUCUUCUCAGUACAAGGUCUCCCGCUGUAGUUUUGCGAACCGAUGGCGUAGCUUCUUGACUUUCACAAGUGCUUGUAACAGCCUAGACUGAAUAAAUGACUUUUCAUUUUCAUUUUCAAUAUGUUUGGAAUUCUGCGAGUGGCGGCCUCUCAGACAACACAGAUCGUCGGACAGCACCUUCAGGUUGCCCCCUGACAAAGGCCUAUCAUAGUUAUCAGUAUAACAUAAAUAAAGCCUAUUGACAUUACAUGCUAUGUUUUACAGGUGGUUCAUUUCAUACAAUCCUGAGUAUGCCUGUGCAAUUUUUUUUACUAUCUAUUUGCAAUACGCUAUUCGACAGUAUGAAUAAUAAAGCACCAAUUGUUGGUAUCUGUAUUUAAUACGAACUAGCAAAACCAGUGAACCAAAUGUUCACCAAAAAAAAAAACAAAAAAAAGUGUAUUUAAUUAAUUGAGAACUUCGGAGAUUUUGUGUGGUUUCGUUUGAAAUAGAAAUCACGUGAUUUCUCGUAAACCGGAAGUGCUACGUUACUCACAUCCGGUUUGUAGUCUUAUCAGACUAUUCUUAACUUAUAACUUAAACAUUCUCUAUAUCUAUCUCUUACGGUUUGGCCGCUGAAACAGCACCACGGACGGACGGACGGACUUGUCUAUUAGAUAAGAGAUAUUAGCAGCGAUUUUACUACUCAAAAGAAAUAAAUAGUUAAUAACUUUUCUCAAAAAAAAAACAUUUUUGUAAAUAGAAUUUUUCUUCUAUGAUGACGUGACCGAUAACGCCCGGCAUUGGCGUAGACUGAAAUGACGUCACACGCUAGUAAACUUCCGGUCAAAGUGACAUUACAUAGUAUCGUUUGACGUUUUAAUGAUAGUCGUGUGUCAUCACACACUAGUGGGACGCCAUAAUGUCCAAAGAGGACUUUUUGGCGAGAUCGGAAAGCGUCACUUUAGCAGUUUUGUUUUUCUUGUUAAAAAUUGUGUUGUGGCGGAUGUUAGAAAUCAGAAAUCAGAAAUCAAUAUAUCUUUAUUCAAAUUGGAUGUAUAGUACAACUCUUUUGAAUCGUCCAAAAUUUUUUUUUCCCUACCACUCGUUAUGGACAUAUUUUUUAGCUGCGGAGAAAAACGAGCGAAAAAAACUCCACAACAUUAAAAGUCUAUGUAACAACAUUUACAAAUCAUUAUGUUGUUACAACGUCAAUACAAUUAUGAUUUAUUUAAUAUAGAAAACCUGUUGGAAUGAUUGGAACAGUUCAAACCCAAGCAUUUUUGUCUGUAAUAUAAUCAGACACUUUGUAAUAAGCUUUUUUAAUAAGUGUUUUUUUUAUAAUAUCUUUAAAUUAGUUAGUGUCUAAUAAUGGCGGAUUAUUAACCACUAAGUGUUCGGGCACUUGCACAAGUGUUGGCAAAUGAAACAGCGGAAAGUGUCUUUCGACGUUCACUCAAGAAGUCCACGGGGAGGUUCCAGUAAAUGCCCACACUUUUACUGAAAUAGGGAUAGGGGGUUUGACUUCAUUCAUUACUUUGACCACGAGUGUUAUAGUAUUUGUAAACAUUUUAACACUUGACAUUGGCUAAAAGCCAAACCGUGCGAAACAAUUAAGGAAAAAAUAUUUCCAAAGAAACGUUUUCGAGCCAACUUGAAAAUUUAAUUUUUGAUAUAGUUUUUGUUUUACCGAAAUACUCAACAAAAUGAUGAUUAUCCUUUUUUAUGGACUCUACAAACAUUAAUUAAAAGUUUCAACGGUAUAGAUGCACCGAUUUAUUUAUUUAUUGACAUUUCGUAUCCUGUAAAGGAUGCGUCGUCUGAAUAGGGUAUUUGACAGUAUUAAAAAUAAAGUGCAUUAUGUUAGCAUCUGUGUUUAGAAAGAAUAUUGGCAGGAGUUUAUACAAUUUUUACAAAAAAAAAAAAUUACUAAAAAUCCCACGAAAAAGAUAAUAGUUUUCUUAUCUAUUGUCACGUGACCCAAAACACUUGGGAUUGGCGGAGCCUAAAAUGACAUCACACGCAAGUAUCGUUUGACGUUUUAAUAACAGUCGCGUGACGUCACACACUAGUAAGACGCCAUAUUGAAAAUGGAGUUUUUGAUUUGGUUAUUUUUACUGAAAUACACAACGGAAUGAUGAAUAUCCACUAUUCACGGACUCCAUGAACAUUAGUCAAUCACGUGAAAUCGUUUUCUAAAACUUGUCAAAUACCCUAUUAUACGUAUCUUGAAAAGGAUGCAAAAAGUCAAUAAAUAAAUAAAUCAGUGCAUCUAUACCGUUGAAACUUGUUUUAAUUAAUGAUUGGUGUGCGUGAAAACCUAAGAAACAAAUAUAUCUACAGACAUUAGUAAAUAACGUGAGAUCGGUUUCUGAAACUUGUCAAAUACCCUAUUAUAAUCAUUUGCAAAGAAGGAAUAUUAAAAAUAAACUCUGGCUAGAUCGGUAGAAACUGUUCUAACCAAAAGCCAAAUUUGGCUAUAUGUAGUUAAAAAUAAUAGAAAAAUUACUUUACUUAGAGUUUGACACAUUUUUCUAAAGUGGAACUUUUUAUUAGCUGCAGUAAAAUGACGUUUUGUGGCUUUUCGAAGAAAAAUAAAUAGGGAUGUAGCUAAGUGAGUAAGUGAAUCAUUCAAUAAAUGAAUGAUCAGUUUGGUUUUGUUUUAGAGAUUUAUUAUUAAGUUGUUAUGUAUUUUUUUAUUCUAUUAUUAUUACUAUAGUUUAGGAUUGAUCUUUUUCAGUGGAAGUAUAGGGACGUAUAUCCAAAAUGAAACAAAAAUAUCAUAACAAUAUUAUUUAAAUACUAUUAUUAUUUUUCAAUCAUUUUCGGAAUCACUAUAGCUUUCGCUUUCGGUCACACUAAUGACAGUCUUUUAUUUAUAUGAAUAAUAAAUAGAAUUAAGUAUGAACAUUAUGAGUUAGUUAUGAAACGAUUAGAUUUUCUGUGAACCUAAUCACAUCCCUAUUAUAAUUAGACAGUUAACAUUAUUUUACGGAAUGACAUUGUGGAACGUCAUUUUACUGCAGCUAAUAAAAUGUCGAAGUAUAAGUAUUUGACGUGACAUUGACCAAUAGUCAAAUUUGACUAUGUAUCAAACAACACGACCUAAGUGAGACAGUAUACAUUAUUCGGCUUGUUUCAGGUUUCUUUUUCCAAGUUUUAUUUGGCGUUUCUUGUCGGUUCACUUUUGAAUUUUAUUUAUUUUAUUUUAUAUUUGGAUUGGACAUCGAAAAGUUUCCAAAAGAGAAAUAUUGUUUGUUUCAAAUGCUGACAGUUUUCAAAAUAGAGUUAAGAAGGUUUUUGCAUAUUUUUACUAAAUUCUUAUUUUAUGUAAAAACAUUGUUUUCCAACUUUCGAAACGAUUAAAAAAUGGUGCAAUUUCUAUCUCUUUCCAAUACAUUUAUCGGGUUUAUUAGUAAAAAUAGGAGAGACAGAAUGCACGUUGUUGCUAUCUUAGCAUUCCUUCUAUGUAAAUUAUUAUUUAGAGGCUAAAAAGAAUAAGGGGGUUUUCUGAAAUGGCGCUCGCCAGAUUUUAGCACUGAACCGAAAGAAACCUCAUCUGUCAAAUCGCAUAUCUAGGUAUAUUGUCAUUUCCUAUGAAUUAAUUUAAAUUUAUAAAUCGAUGAAUUCGCGCCAAAAACUUUAUCUAAAAACACCCAACUCCAACUGGAGUCUGGGGGCCAUUCGCCUAACGGAAAUGCUAUGGAAAACGCUAACGCUUACGAUUUCAUUUUGUUAUUUCUAGCGGCCUGAGGUUUUCAAAUGCCUCGCGCUCUUUUUUCCUUUUCUUUUGCAUUGGUAAUAACAAUAUUAAAAAAAAAAUGAGCGUGAGGUAUUUGAAAACCCGGUUUGGCGGUCAGAAACCACAAAAUAAAAUCAAAAGCGUUAGCGUUUUCCAAAGUUUUUCCGAUAGGCGAAUGGCCCCCUGGUGGUGUGAAUUUCUUUAAAAACCUCAUUAUAAUAAUACUCAGAAACGUCUAAUUAAUCUCUCAUUAAGUCUCAUUCUUUUGUCAUCGCAAACAUAAGGUAAGGACAGCAUCAAACUUCAAAGGAGAUUGCUCAGCUUCCAUACAUGUUUGGCCUAAAGACCAAUAAUCAUAAAAAAUUGUUUCCUAGAUUCGAAAUUAUAUAUAAAUUACUGUAGAAACGAAUAUUAUUGACGGACACCCCUGAGAACUUCUAUAAACCAUAUACACUGAAUGUUUUGGAGGUUGUUUGCAAAUAGGUACAUAGGUAUUAAAAUAAUAAAAAGAAAUAAAUAACGAAAUUAUGUAUUAGAUUCAGGUAUAUAAAGCAUGUAGAUUAAUAGAUAGUUGCCUGUUUUUAAAGUUAAUGCAUAAGAGUAACUUUUAAAAUCAGGUAUCAUCUAUGCAUUUCCGGUUAUAAUAAGCUACUCUGUGACAGAAAAUGUGUGUUAUAUUUUGUGAAUGAGCCACAGAUUAAAGAGAAUUUUUAACUCUCGUUAACUAAAGAAAGCUUAUUAUUUUUGUUAUGUUUAUAUUAUAACCAUAUUUUAGAUUUUUAGUGUAUCACACCUUAUAAUGUGUUUAUGGAGGUGUUUGGCGAAAAAUGUAUGGCAAUAGGCUUUAUGAUGUCGCCUACCAUCUAUAAUAUUUGUCUUAGCACAUUUGCAUGUAGUAAAAAUGAUAAUAUACUUGUGGAUAUUAAUACCACAGUUUAGUUAUCUUUACAUAAUAGAUUUGAUUUUAUGUCACAUAAACAACUUCGAUCACUCUUUGGCUGAAUGUUACUACACCUAUAGCCAUUAAAAAUGAUUCGUAUGUUUUCCAAACCGAUAAAAAUAAAAGUCCUUUUUAAAAUGAAUAUAUUAUACAAAGGUGUCCGUUAAAAUCUAAUGACUGUAAAAUAAAGUAUAAAUUACUCCAAGAAUUACCGUAUAUAUCAGUAUUUUUUGUACAUUUAGGCCAAUUUGAGCAAUCUUCCUGAUUGAUUUUUUUUUAUUUAAAUAGCCAGGUAGGCAAAUGACUCUACCCCACCUGAUGUUAAGUGGUGAUACAGUCCAAACGCGAAGAUAGCUGGUACAGUAGUUAUAAACUGCCACACUAGAUGUUUUAUCUGGCCGCAUUGUUUAAUACAUAAUUAUAUGUGACUAAAGUAAGUGUGAAAAUUUGACUAACUAAAUAUUAUAGAGUCUGUGCGGAAAGAGAAUGGGAUUUAGAUUGGGGGGCGCUGUAGUGCUUUUCUACCGUAUUUGUAAGGUUUUACCCCUUUUAGACAUGAUUAAAUAUAAAAAACCGCAAGAAAUCACAACAACAAACAAAUCCGUAUCAAUACAAAACUUAGACGUUUUACAGAUUGCUGGGUUUGAUUGCCAAAUAAAAAUCUUAAUGUUAGUUCCGUUUUUCGCCACGCCCAUUCUCUUUCCGCACUGACUCUAGACAAAGUGAUUAUUUGUUAAAAUUUUCACACAUCACACUAUCACACUAAUAUUAUAAAGGCGAAAGUUUGUGAGUAUGUGAGUGUGUAUGUUUGUUACUUCUUCACGUCUAAACGGCUGGAGCGAUUUUAAUAAAAUUUGAUAUGGAGUUAGCUGACACCCUAGAUAGGGUACUUUUAUCCCGAAAAAAAUGUUAGUUUCCAGAGGUAUUUUUAAAAAACUAAGUUAACGCAGACGAAGUCGCGGGCGACCUCUAGUUUUCUAUAUAUUUGACGUGAUAUUGACUAAUAGUCAAAGGAGACCCGGCACUUUUCAUAGAAAAAAUGCUAAACUUGUAUACAGUUGAAUUUGGUCUCAAAAUAAAGCCAAAAUUAUUUGCUACAUAAAACUACUUUUGUCUUAUUUUUAGUGAAUCGUGGAAAGAAGUUAUUUAAUGAUUAAUAUUUUUUGAUAUGGAAACCCUAAGUCUUCAAGGGACAGAAUUUUACUUCAAAAUAUUACUCAAGUGACUGUAAAAACCAUGAUUCCUUUGCUUUUUCUAAAUAAAAAACCAAAUGUCAAUUUGACAAUCCUAAAAUACAAACAAAAAAUCAUUCGCAUUUCGCAUCCGCUCCCGCGUACUGUGAUUGUGAAUGUUCUCUGCUGUGAUAUCCUUUUUAUCCGUUAUUUCUCUUGACGACCCGGCUACAUAUAGAGGUUAUAUUGACAAACCUACGUAUUUGACAUUGACAGCUAGCUGCUGAUGACAAAUAUUGCCAGACUACGUUACCCAAUUAUGAAACACAGAUAAAAAAAUUAAAAAAAGUAUACAACGUUGGCACAAAAUGCCGGGUGUCCUUUAGCGGUGUAUUAAACAACGCGGCCUUGGUGCAACCGUUAGACUGAAAAACCUACUUACUGACAAAAACAAACAAUAAAUUAAAACAUGCCCCAAUACGAGCUUGGUGUAAAUACACUCUUUACUCAUUUGCAAUAACCAACUUACCGCAUUGAUAUCAUAACUAGCAAACCAGUGAACCAAAUGUUCACCAAAACCCGCAAAAAAAAUGUAUCUAAUUAAUUGAGAACCUCGGAGAUUUUGUGUGGUUUCGUUUGAAAUUCGUGAUUUCUCGAAAACCGGAAGUGCUACUCAAAUCCGGUUUGUAGUCUUAUCAGACUAUUCUUAACUUAUAACUUAAAUAUUCUCUAUAUCUAUCUCUUACGGUUUGGCCGCUGAAACAGCACCACAGACAGACGGACGGGCGGACUUGACUAAUAGAUAAGAGAUUAACUGUUAUAGUCUAUCCUGUAACCCGCAUAUGACUUGCCGUCAAACCACAGUCUAGUCGCUGAAUUUCGCAAAUAACAAUUGAUUUUCGUCCUGGGGGUCAAUCGCCUAACGGAAAUGCUUUGGGAAACGCUAACGCUUACGAUUUUAUAUUGUUAUUUCUAGCCGCCUGAGGUUUUCGAAUACCUCACGCUCAUUUAUUUUAAUAUUGUUAUUACCAAUGCAAAAGAAAAAGAAAGAGCGCGAAGCAUUUGAAUACCUCAGGCGGCUAGAAAUAACCAAAUAAAAUCGUAAGCGUUAGCGUUUUCCAAAGCAUUUCCGUUAGGCGAUUGGCCCCCUGGAAAUGUAUUACAAUGUAGUCUCGUUGAAUAUUAUUUUAAUAAAGGCGAAAAAUAACGUUACAUAAUGGAACAAGCAAUUUUAUGUGACCGUACCUACAUGAAAAACCUUCGAAAAAUAGAUACUUUUUAUUAGAAUUAUCUUUUAUGUAUGUAGGUACCUAAUGCAUUCACUUUAGUGCAUGUUUUAAUAAUGUAAUAUUUUAAGUGGGAAAACAUAAACACAGUUGAACAAAAUUUCGCGUGCGUCUGUAUUAAUAACCACACAAUAAAGGUACAAUGACCCAACGAUUUCAUUUUAUAAUAAUAAGAAAAUCUUUCCUGUUCCACUCUAAGCUGAAAUCCAAUUUGCCACGCAUUAACGGCCCGUAUUUUGACGUGACAACGUCUUAAAUUAGGUUGCGGCUGGGAGUCACUUAUGAAAAAGUGUAACGCUCGGUAACGUUACGAUGAGUUUAAGUUUACAUGUACAAUGUUUUAGUAAACAAAAUAUAUUUCUAUAGUUAAAAUUUGUGCAAUUCUUAUUUUCAUUCAAUUCCUUGUUCCUAUUGUGCAAUUUAAUUAUAUUCAUAUCAAUAAAUAUUCUACCGAGAAAAAGACGUUGUCACGUAAAAUCUUCGCCCGUAAAACCGACUUUACAGGCAACCAUUUUUUUUGUCACAAAUUAUUAUAUUGUGUUUAUGAAAAAUUGUAAACUAUAUUUAAAUCAGAAUUAACAAACGAAAAUAAAAAUAAAUAUUAUAAACGUUUCAACUUCAAACUUCAACAAACUCAUGAAAAAUAGUUUGACACUCUUGUAAACGCCUAGUUUUGUAGAACCUCUACUUGUAGAACCUCUUCUUGCAGAACCUCUACUUGCAGAACCUAUACUUGUAGAAUAUAGGUCGCCUAUCAGGACGUGGGUACACUGUUGCUCUAUGAACUGAUAUGUUGUAUUUUACACCAUACCAAUAUACAUUAUGCAUGUUAUAUGUCAAUAACAAGCAAUGUAAAAUGAACUUUCAUUGUAAAGCACGAAGUUUAAAUUUUAUUUAGCAACUUUCGGAAGGUCAAUUUUAUAUUUUUGUAGGUUUUAGUGAUAUUUGAUAAGUUGUUUUUAUGUAGUUAUAUUAUUGUUUGUAGCUGUAAGUUUGUAUAAAAAUUGUUUAUAAUUAAAUGAAUUAUUCAUAAGGCACCGCUUUUAUUUAAAUGUUAUAAUACAACAUAUAUUUGCACCGGGGCUCCUGUCA